CCAGCCGUCGACCGUUCUGACACCGUACACGGCCAAUGCGUUCCAAUUUCCACUUUUUUCUCAGUCCGACAAGAAAUCCAUCAGCAUCAACGCAGAUUUUUGCAAUCUUCCAAUGUGGAAUAUUCGUCGGAAUAAUUUUUGGUACAGAGAUAUCUCGGUGCAUUCAGUUUGCAAACGUGUAAAGUGAAAUCACCAUGCCUCUGCCAAAGAAAGAUGAAUAUUCAGAUGUCCAGGUUUACUUCACAGCCAAUGAAUGGGCAGAUAUCAGCGAUUACGAACGGAUUUGUAUCCAGAAUGUCAAGGAAAACUAUGAGAUGAUGGUAAAAGUUGGGGUACAGGUCAACCCACCAAUGUUCAUGCAGCGUCAGCAAGGAAUUCAUAAAGAGAUAAUUGAGGAAAGUGAUACGGGGACAGAGUCAAGAGGGUCUUCUGACGUUCAUAAUCAACAGGGAAAUACAUGUCAUACAGAGAAGAAUGAGUUACAUAAAGAGAAUUUGAAUACAUUCACUAUAAAAGUAGAGGCCGAGUAUGAUGAUGAUGGCAAUCUGCUAGGUGUGGCUAAUCACAAUGCAGAAGGGAAAAUUACUGAUCUGGAAUGGAAGAACUAUGAUCAAAUUACCCUGACACAAACCAAUCCAAUAUCAUCAGGUGAUCAGAGGACCAAGUCAGGUGAUCUCGUCUCUCCGUCAUGUGAGCAGAAGGCAGAAAUAUGUGAGGCUAAUCACAAUGCAGAAGGGAAAAUUACUGAUCUUGAAUGGAAGAACUAUGAUCAAAUUACCCAGACACAAACCAAUCCAAUAUCAUCAGGUGAUCAGAGGACCAAGUCAGGUGAUCUUGUCUCUCCGUCAUGUGAGCAGAAGACAGAAAUAUGUGAGGCUAAUCACAAUGCAGAAUGGGAAAUUUCUGAUCUGGAAUGUAAGAACUAUGAUGAAUUUACUCAGAGACAAACCAAUCCAAUAUUAUCAGGUGAUCAUAGGACCAUGUCAGGUGAUCAGAUCAUUCUGUCAUGUGAUCAGAAGGCAGAAGAAGCUUCAGGAGGCAGCCAGACUCCAACCCAGUUCACAUCCAUAUAUGAAAAGGAUUCUGGAAUCUACAGAUGUGAGUAUUGUGGAUCAGUCUAUGCUAUUCCUCUCAUCUUAUCAAGGCAUCUCAAGUACAAACAUGGGCUUAAUGGUGUUGUCUUGCCCUCGUAUGCAUCAAAGGAACGUAUUCUACAGUUUGUUGAAGGAGAAAUAAAAAAAUCCAUGUGUGAAAUUAAUGAUUUUAUGCAUGGUGAAAAGAGAACUUUGAAAACAGGAAAUAAGGAAACUAUGAUACUUGAAAAGAAACCUUAUGUAUGUUACCAGUGUGGUAAGGCAUUUAUUACUGCAUAUCAUCUCACAAGACAUAAACGAAUCCAUACAGGUGAGAAAACCUUUGUAUGUGACCAAUGUGGUAAGGCAUUUUAUGAAAAAUUCAAUCUCACAGUACACAAACGUAUCCAUUCUGGUGAGAAGCCCUUUGUAUGUGAUCAGUGUGGUAAGGCUUUUAGUCAAAUACGAGAUCUUACUAGACAUAACCGAAUCCAUACUGGUGAGAAGCCCUUUGAGUGUGAUCAGUGUGGCAAGGCAUUCAGUGUUAGAAAUACAUUGAUAAUACACAAACGAAUCCAUACAGGUGAAAAGCCCUAUGUGUGUGAUCAAUGUGGUAAGGCGUUAAGGCAUAAAGGUAGCCUCACAAUCCAUAAACGAGUCCAUACUGGUGAGAAGCCCUUUGAGUGUGAUCAGUGUGGUAAAGCAUUUAAGCUUAAAUCUUAUCUUGAAACACAUGAACGCAUCCACACAGGUGAGAAGCCCUAUGUAUGUGAUCAAUGUGGUAAGGCUUUUAGUCAAAUACAAGAUCUCACCAGACAUAAACGAAUCCAUACAGGUGAUAAGCCCUAUGAGUGUGAUCAGUGUGGUAAGGCAUUUAGUGAAAAAUAUUAUCUUACAACACAUAAACGCAUCCAUACAGGUGAGAAGCCCUAUGUAUGUGAUCAAUGUGGUGUCGCAUUUAAGCAAUCUCAUGAUCUCACAAAUCAUAAACGCAUCCAUACAGGUGAGAAACCCUUUCUAUGUAUCCAAUGUGGUAAGGUGUUUAGUCGAAAAGGUAGCCUCACAAGACAUAAACGAGUCCAUACUGGUGAGAAGCCCUAUGAGUGUUAUCAAUGUGGUAAGGUGUUUAGUGAGAAAGGUAGCCUCACAAACCAUAAACGAGUCCAUACUGGUGAGAAGCCCUUUGAGUGUGAUCAAUGUGGUAAGGCGUUUAAUCAUAAAUAUACUCUUACAAUACAUAAAAGAGUCCAUACUGGUGAGAAGCCCUUUGUAUGUGAUCAUUGUGGUAAGGCAUUUAAUGGAAAAAAAAAUCUCAUAGUACACAAACGUAUCCAUACAGGUGAGAAGCCCUAUCUCUGUGAUCAUUGUGGUAAGGCUUUUAAGCAUAAAUCUUAUCUUAAAACACAUGAACGCAUCCACACAGGUGAGAAGCCCUAUGUAUGUGAUCAAUGUGGUAAGGCUGUUAGUCAAAUACGAGAUCUUACUAGACAUAAACGAAUCCAUACAGGUGAGAAGCCCUUUGAGUGUGAUCAGUGUGGUAAGGCAUUUAGUGAAAAAUAUCAUCUUACAACACAUAAACGCAUCCAUACAGGGGAGAAGCCCUAUGUUUGUGAUCAGUGUGGUAGGAUGUUUAAUCACAAAGGUAGCCUCACAACCCAUAAACUAGUCCAUGCUCAUGAGAAGCCCUUUGAGUGUGAUCAGUGUGGUAAGGCAUUUAAUGAAAAAUCCAUUCUUACAAUACAUAAACGCAUCCAUGCAGGUGAGAAGCCCUAUGUUUGUGAUGAAUGUGGUAAUGCAUUUAAUCAAUCUAAUGAUCUCACAAAUCAUAAACGCAUCCAUACAGGUGAGAAACCCUUUCGAUGUGUUCAAUGUGGUAAGGUGUUUAGUCGAAAAAGUAGCCUUAGAAGACAUAAACGAGUCCACACUGGUGAAACGCCCUAUGUAUGUGAUAUAUGUGGGCGGGCAUUCAAUCAAAUACAACAGCUCACUGCACAUAAACAAACUCAUACAGGUAACAAGCCCUUCAUAUGUGAUUAAUAUGGUAAGGCAUAUUAUGAAUAGUCGAAUCUCACAGUACACAAACGUAUCCAUACAGGUGAGAAGCGCUAUCUAUGUGAUCAUUGUGGUAAGGAAUUUAAUGAAAAAUCCAAUCUCACAGUACAUAAACAAAUCCAUACAGGUGAGAAGCCCGGUGUUUGUGAUUAAUGUGGUAAUGCAUUUAAUCAAGAAUCUUGUCUCAAAACACAUAAACGCAUCUAUACAGGUGAAAAGCCCUAUGUAUGUGAUCAAUGUGGUUAGGCAUAAUCCAAUACAACAGCUCACUGCGCAUAAACAAAUCCAUCCACGUGAAAAACUGUUUGUUUGCGAUCAAUGUGAAAGGGCAUUUAGUCCAUCAUAUAGUUUUACAAUACACAAGUAAGUCCAUACAGGUGAUUAGCCCUUUGUGGUUUAUUAAAAACAAAAAAAUUAAAACCCACACUUCAUACUUCUCUGCCAAAUUUCCAUUUCAGGGGAUUUCUUUUUCCCCUAAGACUUUUGAUCUAGGCCUAUGUUGAUUCAACGGUUACACUUCGUAAUUCCGAAACAUGUAAAUUGCCUAUACCUCGAUGUUCGU
Lytechinus variegatus (green sea urchin) is the source of this 3687-nucleotide messenger RNA. Its product is annotated as zinc finger protein 493-like. The transcript is spliced from 7 exons. The record is from RefSeq and is a predicted model, not a curated record. Gene Ontology annotation, molecular function: DNA-binding transcription factor activity, RNA polymerase II-specific; RNA polymerase II cis-regulatory region sequence-specific DNA binding. Gene Ontology annotation, cellular component: nucleus. Bases 195 to 3110 code for a protein of 971 amino acids. Gene Ontology annotation, biological process: regulation of transcription by RNA polymerase II; central nervous system development. NCBI's taxonomy places the organism in Eukaryota, Metazoa, Echinodermata, Echinoidea, Temnopleuroida, Toxopneustidae.